CCCUGUAGUCUGGGUUUUCGUGUAAGCGUUUGCGUGUGUAUGUGUGUCGCUGUCCGCCAGCUCGUGGUUCUGAAAUCACGGCGCAGCAACAAAAAAUAUCCCAAAACCAUGUAACGGCGAUGAAAGACUCAAGCGGACAUCUAAAUCAUGGAUGAUGAUCUGUUCCAACUGAGGCAGCUUCCCGUAGUGAAGUUCCGGCGUACAGGCGACAGCGCGUAUUCGGAGUAUGAGUGCGGGACGAGGGAUCAGAUGGUGCAGGUCGAAGGCGGGAACGCCGACUCAGGGUCUGUGGCUCUGUCUGACGGCGCUCCGGUACCACAAGAGUUUGCCAACCCGACUGACGAUACCUUCAUGGUGGAAGAUGCUGUGGAGGCCAUCGGCUUUGGUCAGUUUCAGUGGAAGCUCUCCAUCCUUACAGGCCUUUCCUGGAUGGCUGAUGCCAUGGAGAUGAUGAUCCUCAGUAUCUUGGCCCCCCAGCUGCACUGUGAGUGGAGGCUCCCCAACUGGCAGGUGGCGCUGCUCACUUCGAUGGUGUUUAUUGGCAUGAUGAUCAGCUCUUCAUUAUGGGGCAACAUAUCUGAUAAAUACGGGCGAAAAACAGGUUUGAAGAUGAGCGUUCUAUGGACUCUGUUCUACGGCAUCCUCAGCGCCUUUGCCCCUAUUUAUGGCUGGAUCUUGUUCAUCCGAGCUCUGGUCGGUUUCGGUAUUGGAGGAGCUCCUCAGUCGGUGACGCUGUAUGCCGAGUUCCUCCCCAUGCGCUCCAGAGCUACAUGCAUUCUACUGAUUGAGGUGUUCUGGGCUCUGGGCACAGUGUUUGAGGUGCUGUUGGCGAUCCUGGUCAUGCCAACAUUGGGAUGGCGCUGGCUACUCGCUCUGUCCACAAUCCCACUCUUCAUCUUCGCCAUCCUCUGCUUUUGGCUGCCUGAGAGUGCCCGUUAUGAUGUUCUAUCUGGAAACCAGGAGAAAGCUCUGAACACACUCAAACGCAUUGCUGCGGAGAACAAAGUGCCCAUGCCCCUGGGCAAACUCAUAGUUGCACGCCAGGAGGAAAGGGGGAAGAUUAAGGAUCUAUUCCUGCCUCAUUUCCGCUGGACUACAGUUCUUCUCUGGUUCAUAUGGUUCUCGAAUGCAUUCUCAUACUACGGCCUCGUCCUACUGACCACAGAGCUUUUCCAGGAGGGCGGCGCCUGUGGACGGACUAAUGGCAGUAAAACAGAGCCGAACUGUAAUCUGGAGUGCAAGUACCUGAACUCGGAUGAUUACAAAGAUUUGCUGUGGACGACGCUUUCAGAAUUCCCAGGUCUACUGGUGACUUUGUGGGCGAUCGAUAGGCUGGGAAGGAGGAAGACCAUGGCUCUGUGUUUCCUCGUCUUUUCGCUCUGCAUCGUACCACUCUAUGCCUGCGUGGGCAGGACAUCUUUAACAGUGCUGAUCUUUAUUGCGAGGGCGUUUAUUGCCGGAGGUUUCCAAGCAGCUUACGUUUACACACCUGAGGUGUAUCCAACAGCUACGCGGGCUUUAGGUCUGGGCACGAGCAGUGGCAUGGCCCGUGUUGGGGCUCUCAUCACACCCUUUGUGGCUCAGGUAAUGCUGGAGUGGUCAGUAUAUCUGACUCUGUCGGUCUACUGUUGCUGCUGCCUGCUGGCCGCCGUGGCAGCGUGCGCGUUACCCAUUGAGACGACGGGUCGAGGCCUCCAGGAGUCCAGCCACAGAGAGUGGGGCCAGGAGAUGAAAGGCCGAGACUCCAUCCCUCGCUCGAACUCUUCAUCCAUUUCCCAGCAGUGAGCGAGAAGGACCAUGGGUAGGACAGAGGAAGGGAAUGAAAAGUGAGAUGGAGGAGAAAAUCGAGACAGAUGAUGGAAAAAAAAAAAAAAAGGGGGUGUCAUACAUAGUGUCAGUUGUACGAUUUGAGAGACGGAAAUGAUCGGGGAAAAGAAAUUAGGUUUGGUUUAUGAUUUCUGUGGUCCCAUGUGACUACAUUAUUGAUUCAGUCAGACAAAUGCUUGUUGGAUGGGCAAAAAAAGGACAGUCUGUAUUUGCAUUAUAUACUGGACCAGUGUGUAUCCCAGCUGCAAAAAGCAGAGACACACACACACACACACACACACUCAUGCACACGCACAUCAGGAGCUGGUAAAUGACUGUGAUCCCACUAAUCACCACUGUAUUAAUUAUCUCAGUCUAAUUUUUGAUAAAUUUCACUGUGGAUGAGGAUCUUUUAUUUAUUUCAGCUAUGAACACUUAGCACUGCUAAGAAAUGGUGGCCAGGAGGAGAGCCUAUAAGCAUGGCACAGACAUGGUAAUGCUAACAGAUCUCUGCUAUUUGCUUUUUCUUGGUGAUUUCAUUAGACUUUGAUAUUAAAGAGCUUGUAUGAGACAAAAAACUAAGUUUCGAAGCAAAAAUGAGACCUAUUUUCCGAGAGUUGCCUGUUGGCUAAGACGCUAGUUUCGCGCUUGGGCUGGGAGGUUAACGUAGCUAACGAGUAAUUGAAGCGUUGAGCUCGUAGUACUGUGUAAAAUCACCCUUUCACUCUGCGUCCAUAAUAGCAUGGAUAAAUAUAUAAUUUAUUAUUAUUUACGAUUAUAUUUAUUGAGUCAAAGAAAGUUCUCUUUUCAAUCCUUUAUAGAAAAAUGCUGUUUUGGAUAUUUUAGUAGUCUAGAUCUCUGGUUUUCAAAUUGCGCCCAAAAAAAAAAAAAAAAUAAUUCAACUAGACUUCAAUUAAUAGAAAUAAGUUAAUAUCGUGGCAACUAAUUCUAGCAAAAAUAUACUAUUUAAAGACAUCCCUAUUAGUUACACUUAUAUGGGGGAGAUAGAAUUUGAGUGUCUCCAUCAAUAAAUUCAUUCUGAUGCUGGUUCAUUAGGACACGGACUAAGAAUAUUAUUAUUAUUCAUUUAAGACCCUCUGAAACAAGAAGGUCUUUUAGAAGUGAUUUGAAGACUGCUUGUUUUGACAUAAAGUGGAGAUUCAUACCACCUAGGUGCCAGAACAGAGAAGUCUUAAAGCGUGUCUUUUUUGUACAUUGAGAGACAUUAGGUCAAGCAGUGGUUGGAAAUCAGCAUUGAGGGGUGAGGCAGAGGGGUGUUGUUACGGUACAUUUGAGUAAUCUAAUGCAGCUGGUGGUGGGAGCUUAGCAGGUGAUGUGGUGGUGGGAGAACCUCAGAAACAAGGAUUGUGGGGUUGUAUAGUGUAUCAGUUGCAGAAAUUGAAUGUCUUUCAGAGGCAGACCUGCCAGAUGCAGUAGUGCAAUCUUGAUAUGAUGAGGGACCUGUGUGGACACAAAUUGACCAAUUCCCAUGGUGAUGAUUUAGAAGAAAACCCAAUUAGCAGGUUAUAUUUGCAAUGUGAGACGAGAAUGAGAGUUGAUUGGCAGUGGUUACAUCUCAAGGUUGUGCAUAGUCGCAGAGUUCCUAAAAUUUCAAGAAGGUUUCAUUCAGGUUGCCCUCAUCUUGGGAUUAGACUUGGGGUGACCUCCAGAUUUAGUAGCCAGUUUAUAUGCCCUCAUUUGCUUAGAACUACUCAUGACAAUGGAAUUCACUGGUAACCAAGUUUUAUUUAAAAAUAUAUUUUGGCAUUUGUGUUUCCAGGGCUUGCUUUUUUUGUACUCUAUUCGAGGAAAUAAAAUCUAAUUUAAAACCCCA
This is a messenger RNA of Silurus meridionalis, 3640 nucleotides long. It is a transcript of the gene svopa, whose product is annotated as SV2 related protein a. The coding region runs from base 148 to 1785 and encodes 545 amino acids. NCBI's taxonomy places the organism in Eukaryota, Metazoa, Chordata, Actinopteri, Siluriformes, Siluridae. The transcript is spliced from 16 exons. Gene Ontology annotation, molecular function: transmembrane transporter activity. The record is from RefSeq and is a predicted model, not a curated record. Gene Ontology annotation, biological process: transmembrane transport. Gene Ontology annotation, cellular component: membrane.